Messenger RNA from Diprion similis, 1907 nucleotides. It is a transcript of the gene slmo, whose product is annotated as protein slowmo. Bases 337 to 1029 code for a protein of 230 amino acids. Gene Ontology annotation, molecular function: phosphatidic acid transfer activity. The transcript has 5 exons. The record is from RefSeq and is a predicted model, not a curated record. Lineage: Eukaryota; Metazoa; Arthropoda; Insecta; Hymenoptera; Diprionidae. Gene Ontology annotation, biological process: phospholipid transport. Gene Ontology annotation, cellular component: mitochondrial intermembrane space.
UUUAGCUCGUGUAUUUUAUUUUUCGACUAGUUCGGGUGGGGGUGAACCUUGACAUUCAGUUUUAAUCGUUCGUAUCGUUCAUUCGACCGUUUUUUCGCUACAUAUAUCGAGUGUGGGGGUCUCGGUCUCCGAAUCCCGUGGUUAAAGGCCAGAACAUUUCUACGGCGCUAAUUGUGACGUCCGGAGGUCGUGGUUUCACCCAGUAGACGCGCUCGCGUGCCGUCGCCAGUUUUCCGUGAUAAAUUACAGUGUCCGGUCGUCUUCUGCCCCUGAGCUUCGAAGGAGACUCGAGUUCGGCGCAGAGUUUAGUGCUUCUACGGAAUUUAUCAACGGAAAAUGAAGAUCUGGAACGUGGAGUACGUCUUCAACCAUCCAUGGGAAACGGUGGCCAAAGCAAUUUGGAGGAAAUACCCAAACCCCAUGAACCCUGCGGUGAUCGGCAUUGAUGUUGUCGACAGGAAAAUCGUCGACGGUGUUUUACACUCCCACAGAAUAGUCUCGAGCGAAUGGGGCUUUCCGAAGUGGGUCGAAUCGCUCAUAGGAACUGCUUCGGUUUGUUAUGCCAGCGAAUGGAGCGAAGUGGACAUUGAGAACAAACAGAUGACGUUGAAGACCAGAAACCUUACUUUUUGCAACUAUAUCGGGGUCGAGGAGACGGUGAAAUACUCACCUCAUCCGGAAAAUCCGGAAAACACGUUGCUGACACAGGAAGCUGUGGUCACCGUCAAGAGCGUCCCUCUUGGUCACUAUAUGGAGGAUAUGCUGACGUCUAAAAUCUCCGCCAAUGCCGGAAAGGGAAGACAGGCGAUCGAAUGGGUGAUUGGAAAGAUCGACGCGGAGGUAAAGGACCUGGCAAAUAACGCGGUGAAAUCUACGGACGAGCUGCUGGCACAGACGAAACGUCAGUUCGACGAUCUGACGGUGAAAACCCGGAAGAGUAUGGACGAACUGCAAACAGCUGCGAAAAAGUCAUUCGAUGAGAUUCAAAAUCUGACCGCACCACCGCCCCAAUCUAUACCGAAAUUAUAACUAAGAUUCUGGACUAGUUUCAAUCUUUUUAAUUGAAUCAAAAUUUACUUUCAUCCGCGCUGAAACCGCCUGCCACAGGCCUUCGACCAAAGAGUGGGAAAAACAAUCGAGGAGAUUAACCAAACGAUGAAAUAGUUUAAUGAAAAUAACGUGCAGUUUAAACGAGGGGAAAUAAAAAGAAGCAACUGAACGAAAAAAGUGACAUGUAACAACGUUUCUUUCUUUUGGUAAUUGAAACGCAACCCGUGACGUACAAGUCAAUAACAUAUAAUAGAGAAUUUAUGAAAUAUUGUAUUUAAACUCCACGCGGAAUAAAAACAGGUCCACCGAACUUUGCCUAAAACUUAUAAAAAGUGCGAGGUACACAGCGGAGAAAGGAAAAGUAAAACAAUGAAGAAAUAAAGAAGAAACGAAAAAUCGAACAAUUUAUUAUAAAUAAAUGUAAUAAAAUCGUUCCGUUAAAGUAAUUUAUCAUCAAUUUCUUUGGACACAAAAUCUCCAAAGAUUGUAGCUGUGCUUUAAUCUGAACGAAAAAUACCUAAAACAGAAAAAACUUUGUUCUUUGUCUAUAGUUUUUUUUUUUCUUUUUUCGUUUCGUCAUAUCAUUGAAAUUUGUGUAUAAAAGUUUUAACAGAGAUAGUAUCUAUCAGCAAGAACUACAAGAGAGAAAGAGAUAUCCCAAUCUUGCGCUUAUUAUACAUGCCUAUAUUGUAUUACAUAUAUAUAUGUUAAAUAAUUAUACAGAUAGGCGAGAAAUAUACAAGAAUCUAGUGAUUAAUUUUAAUUCAUUGUUAUUAAACGUAAUAGGUAGUUUAUAAAUAAACUAAUCAACCACGUAAUUGAUAUGUGGAUCAAUUGAUUUAUUGUAAUUAGAAAAA